This is a messenger RNA of Fomitopsis serialis, 897 nucleotides long. RefSeq lists its product as uncharacterized. NCBI's taxonomy places the organism in Eukaryota, Fungi, Basidiomycota, Agaricomycetes, Polyporales, Fomitopsidaceae. The record is from RefSeq and is a predicted model, not a curated record. The coding region runs from base 1 to 897 and encodes 298 amino acids. The transcript has 3 exons.
AUGCUCAUCACACCCCUUAUCUUGAAGGGCAUCGCCGCCCUCAAGAGCAUCUUCAUCCUCACCUCAGGCGCCUCUGCAUCGCGGUACUCCCAGCACGUCAACAAACGCACGAUUGGCUCUGGAUUCCUAGUGCUCGGUCUCGCAUAUGUGACAUGUCCUUACGGACGUUCUGACGAUUCUGAUAGAUGCGUGGCUGCAGCCUUGGUGCAUCCCACGAGUCACCUCUGGACACGCUCAGCCAUCUUCUGGAGUCUCUGUCGAUGGAUCCCGUUAUGUGCCAGACGCGCCCGGGAGGCCUCGCUCCUCCCUUUCCCAAAGGUCGACUGGUUGAUUGCUCCGUCGACUGGGGGCGCUGUAGAGCCUGACGCAUCUGUCCCAUCGUCUGUCGGUGACUCUUCGCAGUAUGACAUCGGCAUCCCUCCGGCUCUCGUGGACGUGGACGUGCCCGAGCUCGACUGGUCGAUUCCCGAGGCUCCCACUAUCCAAACGCCCGAGGUCGCGGAAACGAAGCCCGACUACGUCUCUUAUGACAUCUAUCUCGCAACAAUCACCUGGGCCCCUGAUAACAGCACCAUCUGGAGCGCUAGGAUCUCUCCCCCUGCCGGGCCUGACGAUGUCCUACCCGUGCGACUACACGAGCUGUCUGUCCUGACGUUCGAAAAGCGUUGCAUGAAGAAAGGCACCAUCCCGCGACUUGGCGACUGGACCUCGGGCAUGAUCCUGGGGUGGCGGGCAGGAGCAUUGUUUUGCAUAAUCAUCGACAUGCUGGAGUGGCUGGCACCUAUCCCUGGGCUGAUUCUGCAGGCGUGGUGGACCCUCAAAGACACAUACUAUCCUUCGGCUCUGUUCUUCUCUCGUCGCCGACCCGGGUAUCGUCGUUUGCAAAAUAGGAGAUGA